ACUAACCCAAUCUGCGACAUAAUCUCGUUUAGUUCGUGGACUUAAUCCGCGUCUCCGUUGGUUAAUAUAGUUACAGCUCUAGCUCUGGAUCAUCGCGAGGGAGUUAGUUUAGUUAGUUAAUCAGUUGGGAACACACACGUCGGCCGUCUCGUCUCGCGCCAUUUUUUUUGAUGGGCUCGAGGGGCGGCGACGCCGACGCGUGGGAGACGGCGAGCGCGCGGAGCGGCGUCUCCUCCUCCUCCUCCGGCCGCGCGACGGCCGCGGCGGCGGCGCCGGCGCCGGAGAACAAGGUGUUCGUGGCUCUCCCGGCGCAGCACAAGAGCGGCAGGUCCACGCUCGCGUGGGCGCUCCGGCACGUCGCCGAACUGGCUCCGGCGGCGAUCGGCGGCGGCGGCGAGGUGGUGGUGGUGGCGGCGCACGUCCACUCGCCGGCGCAGAUGAUUCCGAUGAGCAUGGGAGGCAAGUUCCAUGCAAGUAAAUUGAGACCGGAACAGGUCAGUACUUACAGAAAAUAUGAAAGGGAGCAGGUGGAGAAGAAUUUGGAUGAAUACCUCGAGCAAUGCACAAAAAUGAAGGUCAAAUGUGAGAAAAUUGUUAUUGAGAAUGAAGACAUUGCUAAUGGGAUUACAGAGCUUAUUUUGCUGCAUGGGGUAAGUAAACUCGUCAUGGGAGCAGCUGCUGACAAGCAAUACUCCAGGAAAAUGAAAUUGCCCAAGUCCAAAACAGCACUCUCAGUCACGGUUAAAGCAAAUCCUUCAUGCAAGAUUUGGUUUGUUUGCAAGGAGCAUCUGAUAUACACUAGAGAUUUUGUUGCUCCUAUUUCUCCAAAUUCACAAUCACCUGACACUAUCAGAGGCUCAAUAUCCAAUCUAGCUGCACGGGGAGGAACUACAAACCAAUAUGCAAACAAUGCAGUUAACGGUUACGUACAGAGGUCCAUGUCUGAAAUGGUUGUCCCUGCAUCUAGCAGGGUAUCAUUGCAACUGCAUUCUCGAUCAUCGUUACAGGAGUCCCUUAGCAGGCUAAACAUGGAGGGCACCUCUGUUGAUUCCUGGGAUAGCUUCCGCAGAGGAAGCUUUCCAAGUUCAUACCGAGCUUCUUCUACUGUGACUGAAGAAGUGUUGAGCGAUUCUAGUUCAUCUGGAAUACCUAGAGAUGGCAUCUCAACACUUGCAGGUUGUGACUUUCCAAACUCAGCACUGCACCAUGAACAGGGUGACGCAGGUUCAAAUGCUAACCUAUUUGAUAAACUUGAAGAAGCCUUCGCAGAGGCUGAGAAGUAUAGGAAGCAAGCAUAUGAUGAGUCACUGAGAAGACAAAAGACAGAAGAAGAAUUGAUUUCAUAUCACCAAAAGGCCAGGAAAUCUGAGGAUUUGUUCUUAAAUGAGGCCAAGCAAAGGAAAGAGGUUGAGGAAACCCUAGCAAAGGCAAAUGUGGAGAUACAAUUAUUGAAGGAAGAAAUGGAUGCACUGAAACACAACCGAGAUGACCUCAGCAGUAAGCUUUCCGACGUGAGUGAACAGAAAGUGACACUAGAGCAACAGGCCGUGGAAUAUGGAAGCAUUAUCAUUGAUCUCAAGGAUACAGUUGCAGCAAGCCAAGCCCUCAUUGAUUCAAUGCAAAUGGAGUUUGAACAAUUGAAGCAUGAAAGAGACAAUGCACUCAAACAUGCAGAAGAGCUGCACAGAGAGAAACAAAACAUGGUAUCGAGCUCAGACUUGGAAUGGAGCACUGAAUUCUCUUUGUUGGAGCUGCAGCAGGCAACACAAAAUUUCAGUGAUGCAAUGAAAAUUGGAGAAGGUGGGUUUGGGUGUGUCUACAGGGGUCAGCUUCGUAACACCACUGUUGCAAUUAAGAUGCUUCGCUCUCAGAACUUGCAAGGGCAGUCACAGUUUCAGCAAGAGGUUGCUGUUCUUAGUAGAGUAAGGCAUCCAAACCUUGUAACUCUUGUAGGUUAUUGCUCAGAAGCUUCAGGUCUUGUGUAUGAAUUCUUACCAAAUGGAAGCCUUGAAGACCAUCUAGCCUGUGAAAGCAACACGUCUCCGCUUACAUGGCAGAUCCGUACACGGAUCAUCGGUGAGAUAUGUUCGGCGCUCAUCUUCCUUCACUCUGACAAGCCUCACGCAGUCAUCCAUGGUGAUCUCAAGCCAGCAAACAUUCUUCUUGAUGCAAAUUUGGUCAGUAAGCUUGGUGACUUUGGAAUCUCUCGCCUCCUAAAUAGGUCUAGCACAGUGUCCACGAGCUUCUACCAAACAACAAAUCCAAGGGGAACUUUUGCUUACAUGGACCCUGAAUUUCUUACAACUGGGGAACUAACAGCACGGUCUGACAUAUACUCAUUUGGCAUUAUCAUACUGCGACUGGUGACUGGGAAGCCAGCUUUAGGCAUUGCAAGGGAGGUGGAGGUUGCACUUGAUAAGGGUGAGUUGGAGUUGCUUGUUGACCGAUCUGCUGGAGACUGGCCGUUUGUGCAGGCUGAGAAGCUGAUGCUUCUUGGCCUGCAGUGUGCAGAGCUUAGCAGAAGGAAGCGCCCUGAUCGUAUGAAUCAUGUGUGGAGCGUGGUCGAACCCCUUGUAAAGUCUGCUUCGCUGCCAGUAGAACCAGAAUCCAUUGGACAUUGGGUGAAUAAGAACCGCACGCCAUUCUACUUCAUAUGCCCAAUUUCUCAGGAGGUCAUGAGGGAUCCUCACAUUGCAGCAGAUGGGUUCAGUUACGAAGAGGAGGCCAUCAAAGGAUGGCUCGGCAGCGGGCACAACACCUCCCCGAUGACAAAAUCAACUCUGGAACAUCUUCAGCUGAUCCCGAAUCUCGCUCUUCGUUCUGCCAUUGAGGAAUUUAUGCAGCAGAAGCAGCAGCAGAUUCCAUCAUAGUAAUUAGUUCAGUGAACUUGAUUAUUCUUAGCUUCAUAAGUUGUAAAGUUGAUAGCUCAUUCUUUGUUCAGAAGUCUGCUCGUGUAGUGUAGCUGUUUUGUUUUGUGAGCAGCAACUUACAAUAAAUCGUGCAUGCUCAUAUGAGCAGGUGAUGAUCAGCUAGCAAAUGUUUGAUGUCAGAUUGUGCUUGAACAUAAUUGUUUCAGGCCACUUAGAAUCAUGGGACUUAUCAGUUUACUGUUGUUGGAAAUUGGUAAAAAUGAAUAUGGAGAUGAUUUUUUCCCCCUCGA
Messenger RNA from Oryza sativa Japonica Group (Japanese rice), 3160 nucleotides. Lineage: Eukaryota; Viridiplantae; Streptophyta; Magnoliopsida; Poales; Poaceae. The record is from RefSeq and is a predicted model, not a curated record.